UGUUAUCGGCACUUCCAAAACAUGGAUGCCAAAGUAAACCUCUUCCUGAAACUAUAUCCUUGACUUAAUUAAUGAAAAUGAAAAUGAUAGUUAUCACCGUAUUCUCUUCUUUUCGAAACUGGGUAUACAUAAGUUUGAUUAGAGAAUGUUUACACUCUGGCAUUAGAACUUAAGGAACAUAAAGUGCCACCACUCGUCCGCUCCGUCAGUCCAUUGAUUGUUGUUUUGUUGGAACUAAUCAUUGCCUCAGGCUAGGACUGGUAAUCAUUUUAGAACCACAUAAUUGUGUGUGUUGUCAGUCUGAACAUUACUGACCACACUUUCCAUGUUUAAAACUUAAAGUGUUUUUACUAAAACUGUUUUGGGUGACUACUUGAGACAGACUACUUGAUUUAAUCAGAAUCACCUACUGUCACUGUUUCCCUCGCACAAUUAGAAAUGAGUUCUCAGUCGGCAGGACGACGGCGUAACAACAUGCGGCAAUAUUCAGCUGAAGAUCAAGCAUUAAAUGUGAUUUCCAAAGAAGCUGAAGCGCGUUUAGCUGCCAAACGAGCCGCUAGAGCAGAAGCAAGAGAGAUUAGAAUGAAAGAAAUUGAAAAACAAGAAAAAGAAUCUGAGGGCAAACAAGACAGACUACAUGAAAUAGCAAAUGAACAUUCUUCAUCAAAGUCCAGACAGUUGUCAGGGUCAAGAUCAGGUUCACGCAGAGGAAGUAUAGAAUCUAAUGAUUCUGAUACAAAAGAUGUUGAUUUAAAGAAAAGAACUCUAAAAAUGGCUGAGUUGAGAGAGCUAGAAGAUAAAUAUAAAGCGGCCAUGAUGACGAGUGCCCAGCUUGACAAUGAGAAACAGUCUCUUGUUUAUCAAGUAGAACUUCUUAAAGAUCAACUUGAAGAACAAGAUGAAGGUUAUACAGAGCUUCAGAGAGAGCAUAAAGAGAAGUGUCGGGAAUACGAGUUUAUGAAACGUGAUUUAAAGAGUAUGGAGCAUGAAUUGAAUAUUUUAAAACAACAAUUAGAGAUUAAAGACAAACUAAUAAUGGAAAGUGGAUUUGUGAUUUUAGCCAAUGAUAAAGGCGAGCCAGUUUUAGAGAAACAGUCUACGAAUAAUGGGCCACUUCCUUCUGGAGCUGUGUUGGUGUCUACUGAAACACGAGACUUUUUGGAGAAAGCUGAAGGUGUCACUCUAGGUACUACAGUCAAUGAUUGUAAUAGUAGAACCAUGCCAGGUGUAUUGGUCUCUGCUAGCUCUGUUGACGCACCAGAUUCACACUUGAAGGAAUGUGUAAUGGGGGAGGUAGGGGUAAAAAUAGUUGAAUCUAGCAGCGACAGGGCUAGUAGUGAGGCUGUGCAUGUCAGUAGUUGUGUGUCUACUAAACAAAAAACAACUAAAGAUCAAAUUGAAUAUAAGAAUAGUGAAAAAGACAGCACUGAUGGUAAUACUUCAUUAGAUGCCCUUGAGGGAAGCACCUUACUUGGUACAAAAAAACAAAGUAUUGAUCUGUGCACAUUGGAAAUUCCCACUGGCUUGAACUCUGCUCAAGAUCAUAGUGAUGAGGAUUCUGAUGAAGUUGAUGAGUUUUAUGAUGCCAUAAGUACACCAUCUCCAUUCAGAAAAAAUGCUGAACUCCAAGCCCUAUGUGGCAGCUCUGUAGAUCCUGACAAUACACAACAUCUGGCUAGUGACCUUAGCUCUGAGAAUGAUGGUAGCUGUGUGGAUAUGGUUUUGAAGACAGACUUGCCAGUUCAUGAAGAAAUCAAGGUGUAUGAAUCUCAAAAGCUUGAGCAAAUUUGUGAAUUAAAUGUUGAGACAACAAUGGUGAAUGUUGAAAUAAACUCUCUUGAAAUGAUUAUUUGUGAACCUCAAGAAAAAAUGGUGCUGAGUGUAGAUAGUGGUGUGAUUACUGAGGCCAUAAUACCUUGUGACAAAGAUGAAGUAGGAACUCAAGAAAACAAUAUCAAUGAAGACACUGUCUCAUGUGAUAAAAUGUCCUGCAAAGAUGAAGUCUUUCAAAGUACAGAGGAUAAAAAUGGAGAUGUAAAUGAAUCUGUUAAUAAUAAUAAUAAUAAUACUGAGGAAUUAGUUAAGAACAGUGAUGAGAGUCUUCCUGCCUUACAUGAAGUUAUCCACAGCGAUGAUGCUCUUCUCACGGAUGAUAAUUGUAAUGUUAAAAAAGCUAAUGAGAUUACUACAAAUGCUGCGGUAGUUGGUGUUUUAGGAAAUGAGAAGGAAAAUAUUACAAAUGUAGAAUCAGUUUCAGAAGCUAACAAUACUGUUGCAAAGGAUACAAGUGAUGUUAGCAAAUCUCAUCAGAUUAAUUUAGAUACAGAAGAUGAUGUUACAGAACCGAUUGUAGCAGGAAAUAUAUCAGAAAACAUAGACAAUGUUUCUAAAGAUGAGAUUGUUGUAGAUAAAAGUGAUGGCAACAAAGAUAACACUGAAUCUUGUGAUAAACAAGAGAAUGUUAAGAAGCAUGAGAAUAAUAAAGAUGUUGAAAAAGAUCAGCCUAUUUUAAAUAACAGACCUGAUAGUUUAAAUAAUGAAACUGUCACAGAAGAUGUAAAAGAAGACACUGUUAUAAAUAGUGACACAAAUUUUAAAAAAGAUGAUGAUAUUUUGGUUGAAAAAGAUGUUAAAAUAAAGGAGCCUGAAUCAAAGAAUAUUGAAGAUGUUAAAGAAAAAAUUGUUUCAGAUAAAGAAGUUAAAAAACAGGAGAUUCAAUCUGAUGAUGGAGAAGUCAAUAUGAUAAAAGAUGAUGUCAUAGCUAUAAAAAAAGAAACCAUAGCAGAAAAUAAUGAAGAGAUUGACUCAGAUAAGAAAGGAGAAAAUGAAGUAGCAAAUAAAGAGGAUACUCUAGCAGUUAAUAAAGAAACUGUCUUAGAGAAUAAAGAAGAGAUUGUAGAAGAUAACAAAGAAAAGACUGAAGCAGUUAUUAGAGAAGAGACUAAAGCAGUUAGUAAAGAUGCGACUGAAGCAGGUAUUAAAGAACAGACUGAAUUUAUUGGUAAAGAAGAGACUGAAGCAGUUAGUAAAGAAGAGACUGAAGCAGUUGUUAGAGAAGAGACUGAAGCAGGUAUUAAAGAAGAGACUGAAGCAGGUAUUAAAGAAGAGACUGAAGCAGGUAUUAAAGAAGAGACUGAAGCAAUUGUUGGAGAAGAGACUGAAGCAGGUAUUAAAGAAGAGACUGAAGCAGUUGCUAGAGAAGAGACUGAAGCAGGUAUUAAAGAAGAGACUGAAGCAAUUGUUGGAGAAGAGACUGAAGCAGGUAUUAAAGAAGAGACUGAAGCAGUUGUUAGAGAAGAAACUGAAGCAGGUAUUAAAGAAGAGACUGAAGCAGGUAUUAAAGAAGAGACUGAAGCAGGUAUUAAAGAAGAGACUGAAGCAAUUGUUGGAGAAGAGACUAAAGCAGUUAGUAAAGAAGAGACUGAAGCAGUUAAAAAAGAAAAGACUGAAGCAUUUAUUAAACAAGAGACUGAAUCAACUAAUAAAGAAGAGACUGAAUCGUUUAAUAAUGAGUCUUUUUCUGAUAAUAAAAAUGAUUCGGAAGAAGUUAAUAAGGAAGACACUGAAGCAGUAAUUAAAGAAGAUACUGAGGCAGUAAGUAAAGAAGAGACUGAAGCUACUAAUAAAGAAGAGACUGAAUCAGUUAAUAAUGAGUCUUUCUCAGAUGAUAAAAAUGAUUCUGAAGCAGUUAGUAAAGAAGAAACUGAUAUUGUUGUUAAUGAAGAGUUUCCUAAUUCACAAUCUCUUUCUGGUUCUGAGACAAGUUCUGUUGAAACUACUUUACAUACAUCUAAUGCUGCUAGAGCUGAAAAUGUGUUGCGGUCAUUAAGUAGAGAAGGUUCAGAGGCCUCUGAGGGUGCAGGCUUAGAUGACUAUGAUUUGGAUGACAUUGACGAUGUGUUGAAGUCUUCAAUAGAAAAUCCUGAAGAGAAAACACUGGAAAGUGAAGAAACUGUUUCUAAAAGGAAAGAAAUGGUAGCUGUAGUAGCUAAAGAAACCAGCACUCCACAAAAAUCUCCUCUUGUGACACCAACUGGCUCUGGACAUAAAAAAGACAAAAGCCUUAAGAGUAGGCUAUCAGUGCGUAAAGGGAAAAAAGAAAAGCAUGAUGAAUCUGUAAGUAAAGGUGAAAAGUCAGAGUCUCACACGUCUUUGGAAACUGAAGAUCUAGAGAGUACAUUGGACAAACAUAUGGAAGAGCCUGGUCUAUCUAAGGCUCAUAAAAAAUCAAAAAAAUUUAACCUUUUCAAAAAAGUAUUCAAGUAAUUUUUUUAAAGUAUUUAUUUACUUUUGAUAGCUUUUUUUAAGGCAGGCAGAAUUGUUGUCUUUUUCUUUAUCAAAAAAAUGAUGAAAUUCGUUUUGUAUUUUCUUUGAACCAUUCUUGUCAAACACAUUUUAUAUGCCAUUUAAACUUGUUAGUAAAUGUGUAAAUAUUCUGAAGGUUAUUGCUUCCAUUUGACAUUGACUACCUAUCAGAACACGAAGCUUAGUGUUGAUGAUAAUGCUAGUUAACUGUUUUAUGUUUGUAAAUAAUUAUUCACUGCAGUUUUUCUACGAUAUUAUUGAAAGUAUUUAAAAAAUUUUUUUGUUAAGAAAUGGCCUGUGAUGAAUCCUUUGCUCUUUAUCAGUAAAAUGUCUUUCAUAUAUUGCAUACAUAAUCUUACUCCUAAAGAAAGAGUUACUUAAGUCUCCAGAGGAAGACUCAAGUCAUUUAGUUCUGGAGCUCUACUGGGAGCUCUAAAAAUAGGAUUUAGGGGGAAAAUGAAUUUUUUUGUGGUAGUUAUUAAGUGCAAUUUCAGGCUAAAAUUAUAAAGCUUCUUUUGCUCAUUCCUUACAAUUUACAGUUUGUAUUCUUUGACUAUGUCAAUAUAUUGUUAAAUGUAACUUUAUUGGUAAAAUGAUUGUGAAAAUCUGGAGGGUUUCACAGUAGUCUAGUGUUGAGAUGGCACAUUUCAAAAAGGUUGUUAAAUGAGUUGUUGGCUUUUUUUUUUUUUUUUUUUAAUGAAAAAGAAAAAUUAGUAUUGUUUAAGUACCAAAAAAAAUGUUCUAACAUUCUCAAAACAAAACACUACAAUAACAUAGGUUUCAACAGAGUUGUACAAGUUUUGAUAAAAUGCUUUCCGAAUUAUACCCUUUGUUGACCACACUCCUAUUGAGUUCUUGCCUUACUAUUAUUCUAGCUCAUAUCCAUGUGCAUUUGGAUUUUUUUCUCCUUCCUUUAAGUUGCCCUUUCCUUUGUUUUAGUUGCUUUUUAUUAUUAUUAUUAUUAUAUUUUUUGUGAUCGGUAUUUUUUAAAGUAAAAUAUGAAAUGGUAAAUAAUCAAUUGUAAAUGGUAUUCAUGUAUUGAAUGUCUUAGUUGCUUGGUUAAGUACAGAGCCUUUUAUGUAGCAUAUUUUUGUGUUUAUUUUUUUAAGUUUGGUUAUGGAAAUUAUAUACACUAUAGAUGCUCUUCAUUCCAUUAGGGUCUAGUAAAAUGCAUUUUAAUGAUUGUUUGUAUGUGUAGAGCUUAUAAAUAUUUGAUGAUAUUUGGUUGAUAGUAGUGACCUAUAUCAAAUUUUCCCAACCAUUUGUUUACUUUUGGUAGUUUUACAAGUCAGAGUCAAAUUGUUUUUGCUAACUAAGAUUUAGAAGAUAAUAGACAUUUCUUUAAAAGAAACAUUUUAGUAUAGUCAUUCAAAGAGUGUUUAUCUUUUGUUUUUCUCUGCAUGAAUGUGAUGGAUAUGGAAACAUGCUUUUUUAAAAGUAUUUUCUUUUAUUAAACUAGUUUUUAAACUGGAUAUUUUUUUUCUUUACAAAAUAUUAUAUUGUAUAUAAAUACUAUUCUAGAACUAGAAUGAUCAAAGUUAAUGGUUAAAGUGUUCAAAAAGGCUGAACUAGAUGCAUUUGUUGAAAAAACACAUUCCUUAAACAUGUGGAUUGAUUUUAAAAAAAAACAUUGCAUGAUUGCUGUUUAAAAUUCAUUUGAAUAAUUUUGUUUUUUUUUAUCUAGCUGCAUGGUUUUGUUCAAUUAUACAGGGUGAUACAAUCAGGUUGCUGCUUAGAUCCUUAGCUGUAUAACAUUCUCCUUAAUUGUUUUGGUGUCAUUGUUGAAUGCCUGUACUGGUAAUUGAUGAGCCUAAACCAAGUCAGACUAAUCCAGUGCAGUGACUGUAAAACAAAACUCUUCUAGUUCAGAAUGCUGUUAUUGAAGUGAUUGAAUAAAAUAUACCUUCAUUAUUUUUAUACUUAACAUGUAUGAAGCUUUCAGAAACAUAAUUAAAUAUAUAGCAAAAGCUAUUUAAAAUUUAUACUGGAUAUUUCUUUUCCCAAUAAAGUAUACAGUGGACUAUGAA
This is a messenger RNA of Biomphalaria glabrata, 6332 nucleotides long. Its product is annotated as leucine-rich repeat flightless-interacting protein 1-like. The transcript has 9 exons. The record is from RefSeq and is a predicted model, not a curated record. Bases 439 to 4266 code for a protein of 1275 amino acids. Gene Ontology annotation, biological process: regulation of DNA-templated transcription. NCBI's taxonomy places the organism in Eukaryota, Metazoa, Mollusca, Gastropoda, Planorbidae.